Molecule: messenger RNA, 3609 nt
Organism: Neomonachus schauinslandi (Hawaiian monk seal)
Lineage: Eukaryota; Metazoa; Chordata; Mammalia; Carnivora; Phocidae
Gene: SLCO1B3
Product: solute carrier organic anion transporter family member 1B3
Exons: 15
Coding region: 119-2188 (689 amino acids)
Biological process (GO): sodium-independent organic anion transport; transmembrane transport
Cellular component (GO): membrane
Molecular function (GO): protein binding
Source: RefSeq, a predicted model, not a curated record
UCACCUGGCUUGCACUGCUUUUCUAUGGUCUCUCAAACAGUAAAAGCUUGACACAGGUGAUCAUUUCAAACCAAACAACAACGACAGUUGGAAACACUCACAUGAUAUCGGUAGUUCCAUGAUGGACUCAAAUCAAUAUUUGAAAAAGACAGCAGAAGCAAUACCUCCAAAGGAAAGGGAAACUAGACGCUGCAAUAGAUUCAAGAUGUUCUUAGUAGCCCUGUCAUUGAGCUUUAUGUGUAAGGGACUAGGUGGAGUCAUCAUGAAAAGUUCCAUCACUCAAAUAGAAAGGAGAUUUGACAUAUCAUCUUCGAUUUCUGGCUUAAUUGAUGGAGGCUUUGAAAUUGGAAAUUUGUUUGUGAUUGUAUUUGUGAGUUACUUUGGAUCCAAACUACACAGACCAAAGAUAAUUGGAAUUGGUUGCUUCAUUAUGGGAACUGGAAGUAUUUUGACUGCUUUACCACAUUUCUUUAUGGGAUAUUACAGGUACUCUAAAGAAACUCUUACUGAUCCAUCAGAAAAUUUAACAUCAAGCUUAUCAACCUGUUCACUUGAUCAGAAUUUGUUACUCAAUAGAACAUCACCUGAAGUAGUAGAAAAAGGUUGUGAAAAGGAAUCUGGGUCAUAUAUAUGGAUAUAUGUACUCCUGGGUAAUAUGCUCCGUGGAAUUGGGGAAACCCCCAUAGUACCCUUGGGGAUUUCUUACAUUGAUGAUUUUGCUGAAGAAGGACAUUCUUCUUUUUAUUUAGGUACUUUGCAUGCACUAUCAAUGGUUGGUCCAAUCAUUGGCUUUAUACAGGCAUCUCUGUUUGCUAAAAUAUACGUGGAUAUUGGAUAUGAAGAUCUCAGCAAUAUCAGAAUAACUCCUAAGGACUCUCGCUGGGUUGGUGCUUGGUGGCUUGGUUUCCUUGUGGCUGGAAUAUUAUCUAUUAUGUCUUCCAUACCAUUCUUUUUCCUGCCCAAAAAUCUGGAUAAAUCACAGAAAGAAACAUCUUUGGAUUUGCUCAAAACAAAUGAGGAAAGGACUCACAUGGCUGACGUGACCAACCAUGGGCAAAAUGUUAGUGAAAAUAUAAGUGGUUUUUUCCAGUCCUUGAAAUGCAUCCUUACCAAUCCCCUAUAUGUUAUAUUACAGUGUUUGUCAUUAACGCUAGCCAGUAGCCAUAUUGGUGUUAUUACUUAUGUCUCCAAAUACAUAGAGCAACAGUAUGGUUACUCAACAUCUGAGGCUAACAUUUUGCUUGGAAGCUUAACCUUACCAACUGUUGCAACUGGAAUAUUUAUAGGAGGAUAUAUCGUUAAGAAAUUCAAACUUACCUUGCUUGGAAUGGCCAAAUUAUCAUUUUAUACCAAUGUAUUGGCCUUCAUAUUUCAACUAUUAAAUUUUGCAUUAAUUUGUGAAAACAGAUCAGUUGCUGGCCUAACUUUGACCUAUGAUGGAAAUAAUCCAGUGGCAUCUCAUAUAAAUGUACCACUUUCUUAUUGCAACUCAGACUGCAAUUGUGAUCAAAAUCACUGGGAACCAGUCUGUGGAGACAAUGGAAUAACUUACAUGUCACCUUGUCUAGCAGGAUGCAAAUCUUCAAAUGGCAAUAAAAAGUCUAUGGUGUUUUAUAACUGUAGUUGUGUGGAAGUAACUGGUGUCCAGAACAAAAAUAAUUCGGUGACUUUGGGUGAAUGCCCAAGAGAUAGUCAAUGUACAAAAAAAUUUUAUAUUUAUGCAGUGGUGCAAGUCUUGAAUUAUUUUUUCUCUUCAUUGGGAAGCACCCCAACUGUCUUGCUGGUUUUUAAAACUGUUCAACCUGAACUGAAAUCCCUUGCGGUGGGUUUCCAUUCACUAACUAUACGAGCAUUAGGAGGAAUUCCAGCUCCUAUAUAUUUUGGGGCUCUGAUUGAUAGAGCUUGUAUGAAAUGGUCAACCAGCAGCUGUGGGAAACAAGGGUCUUGCAGGAUAUAUGAUUCCACAUUAUAUGGAAAUACCUUCACGGGCUUGACUGAGAGCUUAAGAUUUUCAGCACUUAUUUUAUUUGUUGUAUUAAUUUCCACUAUGAAGAAAAUAUAUCAAGGAAAAGAUACCAAGGCAUCAGAAAAUGGAAGAAAAGAUACAAAUGAAGCAAACUUAGAAUCCUUAAAUAAUGAUGGAUAUUUUGUACCUUCUGCCAAAACAGACAAUGAAACACAUAUGUAAGGGGAGAAAAAAAAUUAGGUUGUUGUGUUGUAAACCAACAUUGUAUUAAUUUAGUAAGAUGGUAUUUUGAGCAGUUCUUGGUCUUUCACUAACAGUUCUCCCACACUUAUGAUGGUACAGCAAAUCACCUAUGAAUUUAUAAUAAUGAAAUAGACUAUAAAUGAAAAGAAAUGACAGUAUACAUUGCUUAGGGUAUGGCUAUGCAUUUGAGGUGAAGAUUAAGACACAUGAUCCAUACACAUUUAAAGUGAGAACUAUGGUCAGUAUAUAAUAAAAGAAAAAAUAUUUGCUCAAGUAAUUAUAACUCAAUAAAACCACUGACUAGAAAAUAGAGGGGGAAUGGGAGGAGAGAAAUUAAUAAACUAAAUAAGGAGAGAAGCCUGAUACCUUUUUUAAGCUAGUUUGGCCGAUGUUACUCAAACAUGAAGUUAGUAUGAUAGAACCUUAAUACUAUGAUGACAUUUGUCAUUCAUGUAUUAAGUCAUGUCUUUCACAGACCUUAUUAAUUUAUAAUGUGAAAUUGCAUUCAACUAGAGGCCCAUGAUGCAUCUUCUUCCAACCUUCCAUUAAAAUACUGCUGGAGAAAUAGAGAUAAUUCAGAAUUUGCAAGCUAUGAUUGUCAAACAACAUAUUACGGAAUGUGUUAAGUUUCUUUCAGGACCAUGGAAGUGGAUUAAGAAAACUGACAUUAACUUGAGAAAGCAAAGCCCAUUUAAAAGAUGUGUCUUCAUUCCGUCUGUCUGCUCCCUGGAAGACAUGGUGUCUGUACGAGAUAAUUUACCAGCUGUUUCUCAAUUGCAUAUUUGUGUGUGUGUGUGUUGUUUUUGGUGCACCAAGAGACAGCUUUCACAUCCCCACAAAUAGGACAAGAAGAGAGUGGAUGAGAACAAAUAUUUGAAUAUUGUAUUUGUUAGAUAACAACAGCUUUAUACUGAAUGCUAAAACUUGUAGUUUUUAUACUCAUUAGGUUAAAAGACACUUUCUGGCAUUAGAAUAACCUGUGAAACUUUUUGUUUUAAAAGAGACCAGUUGUGCACCCAACCCAGAGAUUCUGAUUCAAAAUAUUUGUCAUGCAGCCUGGACAUCUCCUUAAAAAAAAAAAAAAUCUGUAUAGUGCCCCUGAUAAAGAGAUACAGAAAAGAAAGCCACAAGAUAGGAGAAGAUAUUAUUGAGUAUAGCAAAGUCACAAAAUAUGAAUGCUUGCUAGAAUCUGAGAAUUAGCUUAGAUGUUAUAUAUAUUAAACUAUUCUCAAGCUGUAGCCCUGAGAAAGGAUUCAUUACUCCACAAGCAGAGAUUUGGAAAAACCACCAACAUGCUAGGUUACUAUGUUACAAGUCUGAUGAGCUCUUAUCUCAGAAAAUAGAGAAAAAUUUGAAGCUGUUUUUUAAAACAUUGCAAAAAAAAAAGGCAACAUCUUGAA